Messenger RNA from Caenorhabditis elegans, 3181 nucleotides. It is a transcript of the gene trp-1, whose product is annotated as Transient-receptor-potential-like protein. Bases 1 to 3084 code for a protein of 1027 amino acids. Gene Ontology annotation, cellular component: membrane. The record is from RefSeq and is marked reviewed. Lineage: Eukaryota; Metazoa; Nematoda; Chromadorea; Rhabditida; Rhabditidae. Gene Ontology annotation, molecular function: calcium channel activity; monoatomic cation channel activity; calcium ion transmembrane transporter activity. Gene Ontology annotation, biological process: calcium ion transmembrane transport. The transcript has 16 exons.
AUGACAAAAGAAGGGAUGCUGUCGGCAGCAGGACGCCGAUUCUCUCGAUGUGCUCCAUCGCCAAGGCCAAGGAGGAACUACGCUUUGGCGAAUAUCCCACCACCGGCUGCUGUUCACAUUCGGACAAAUGAUAUGAUUAGUCCAGAAGAAAGAAGGUUCCUCGAAGCUGCAGAACUUGGAAACAAGCCCACAUUACAAGAAUGCUUGGAUUACGACGGAGACCGCCGUCUCAACGUGAAUUGCCUCGAUUCAAUGGGAAGAACAGCUUUGGAAAUUGCAGUUGACAACGAAAAUAUGGAAGUUGUUGAACUUUUGCUCCAACAACCAGAUAUCAGAAUUGGCAAUGCACUGCUAUGUGCAAUCCGAGAAGGUGUAUAUCGUCUUGUCGAAGUUCUUGUAAAUCAUCCGAAUAUUACUCGAGAAAUGCUUGGAGACGGUUGGAGUCAAGCUCUUGAUCCUUCCGAAGCUGCUAGUGCCGAAUAUUCAAGUGAUAUUUCUCCGGUUAUAUUGGCAGCACAACUCAACCAAUUUGAGAUUUUGCAAAUGUUAAUUCGAAAAGAUGCAAGUAUUGAAAAACCGCACAGACAUUCCUGCAUUUGCGAAACAUGCGAUCGUGAGCGUUUGAACGACUCAUUACAGUACUCUCUAAAACGAAUCAACACAUUUCGAGCUCUUGCAAGCCCUGCAUGGAUGUCUCUUACAAGUCCCGAUCCAAUUCUAUCCGCUUUCAAACUUUCAUGGGAUCUACAACGAUUGGCAUUUGAGGAGCAUGAAUUCAAAGAGACAUAUUUGCAACUUUCGGAGCAAUGUAAACAAUAUUCAUGUGAUUUAUUAAGUCAAUGUCGAAGUUCUGAAGAAGUUAUCGCAAUUUUAAAUAAGGAUGGAAAUGUGAAUGAUGAUAAUAUUGAUGUUUGGGCAAGUAAACUAUCGCUUUCAAGGUUAAAACUGGCUAUCAAAUAUGAACAAAAAGCUUUUGUCUCUCAUCCUCAUUGUCAACAGUUGCUCACCUCUAUCUGGUAUGAAGGUAUUCCAUAUCGGCAGCGGAGUGGUACCUGGGCUAAUUUUUUCCUCUACGCUUUUCUACUUUUUCUCUGGCCAAUAUUCUGUCUCAUGUAUAUUCUAAUGCCAAAAAGCCGAUUGGGUCGGUUAGUACGGUCUCCAUUCAUGAAAUUCUUUUACUACUCGGUGUCGUUUGCAACGUUUUUAGGACUUUUAACGUGGGCCACUUUUGAAGAUUAUCGAUACGAAAAAGGAGAAAGGGGUGGAAUGACAAGAGCAUCUGACCGUGGUCCACCAGCAACAUGGGUUGAAUCACUCGUAUUCACAUGGGUAAUUGGAAUGUUAUGGUCAGAAAUUAAGCAAUUAUGGGAAGAAGGUUUUAAACGAUAUAUGAGACAAUGGUGGAAUUGGCUUGAUUUCCUGAUGAUUUGCCUUUAUUUAUGCACCAUUUCAAUAAGACUAAGCGCGUAUUAUAUCUUUACAUAUCGUGAGGAUCCAUAUCGGUACACAGUCCGCACAUAUUGGACAUCUGAAGAACCAAUGUUGGUAGCGGAGGCGUUGUUCGCUGUUGGAAAUGUUUUUUCGUUUGCUCGAAUUAUUUACUUGUUCCAGACAAAUCCGUAUUUGGGGCCACUGCAGAUAUCCCUUGGAUGUAUGUUGGUGGACGUUGCAAAGUUCUGCUUCAUCUUCGUCCUAAUAAUAAGUUCUUUCUCAAUUGGCCUUGCUCAACUCUACUGGUACUAUGAUCCAAAUACAGAUGUAUGCCUACCUGGUGCCACAUGCAAACACAGUUCCAAUGUAUUCUCCUCGAUUGCCGAUUCCUAUUUGACACUUCUCUGGUCUCUAUUUUCGAUUACAAAACCAGAAGAUACCGAUGUUGUGGAAAAUCACAAAAUAACUCAAUGGGUUGGACAAGGAAUGUUUAUUAUGUAUCAUUGUACUUCAAUAAUUGUCUUACUUAACAUGCUCAUUGCUAUGAUGUCUCAUUCGUUUCAAAUUAUCAAUGAUCAUGCGGAUCUUGAAUGGAAGUUUCAUCGAACGAAGCUUUGGAUGGCUCACUUCGAUGAAGGAUCAAGUCUUCCACCUCCAUUUAAUAUUAUAGUCACUCCGAAGUCAUUAAUAUAUGUGAUGAAUUGUCUAUUCAACACUGUCAGAUGGCUUCUAGGAAAGUACACUUAUCAGAAAAACAGGAAUCGGGCAACUAUCAGGCGUCCUGGCUAUUCUCGAAAAAGAAAUGAAAUGGAAAAAUCUGGUGGUCACGACGAUGAUUCUUUGAAACCAUUGACAUAUGCUGAUAUAAUUACAAGACUUGUGGCAAGAUUUAUACAUCAAACAAAGAAAGAUAUGAAAAUGGACGGAGUUAAUGAAGAUGAUCUACAUGAAAUCAAACAAGACAUUAGUAGUUUGAGAUACGAACUCCGAGAUGAUCGUCGUCGUGAAAUCGUUCGCAGCUCAUCACAUAUUGAUGCAGUGAAACGAGAUAUUAUGCGUACAAUGAGUACAACAUCACGUCGACCUUACGGUGGAAGUAUGCGUCUUCCAAAGACACGACCAUCAGUUGCAGAAGAAUCAGAAGAAGAUGAUAAAAGUGAUGAAACAAGUUCAACAGACGAGGAGGCUGAUGAGACGAGAUCUCGGAAGUCAUCAGUACUCUACAUUCCCCCUGUCAACUCAACUCUACCUGGAAUUAUAAGUGAAGAAGCUCCAGUUAAGAAAAGCACAAAAAGACGUGCAAGUGAGGCUGAUUCAAAACUUCCCGAUAGACCUUUAUCAGAUACUUAUACAUCUUCAUUUACGCCUAAACUGUUACCGGUAUUUGCUCAACCACCACACAGUGCUCUUCGAAAAACGGAUACAUCAAUGAGCUUCCCAAUCAACGGAACAGCUCUGGAUACUUCAAUUGUAAAACCUCCAAGGGGAGUUUUGAGGGCUUCCCAAGAAAACCUACCAGCUGUGGAAUUGAUCGAAACGCUGAAAAAGGAGAUGAAUGAGAAAUUGGAUCGAUUAAUAAGUGGAAUCUCUGAAAAUGUGAAGAGUCCCAGCCCUGCAUCUCAUAGUCAUGUCGGUUUUAAUGUAGAAAAAUAGUUUCAAUUUAUGUUUCCUCUAAUGUCAACGGGUACAUAUAUAUUUCUAAUUUAGGUAAUAAUCGAAUAAUAAAAAUUAUAUUAUAAACACUUCUUUC